Trichogramma pretiosum is the source of this 858-nucleotide messenger RNA. Its product is annotated as ribosomal RNA processing protein 36 homolog. Gene Ontology annotation, cellular component: nucleolus; 90S preribosome. Lineage: Eukaryota; Metazoa; Arthropoda; Insecta; Hymenoptera; Trichogrammatidae. Bases 116 to 661 code for a protein of 181 amino acids. The transcript is spliced from 2 exons. The record is from RefSeq and is a predicted model, not a curated record. Gene Ontology annotation, biological process: maturation of SSU-rRNA from tricistronic rRNA transcript (SSU-rRNA, 5.8S rRNA, LSU-rRNA).
AGACUAGCAGACUAUUAAGCGGCGCAGUCGGCAAUCACAACUUAACCUUUAUUCAAUCAAUCAGUAAUUUUCACCACGCCGCGUAUGAAUUAAUCAACAAAUUUAUUUUCUCACCAUGUCGAUCGCAAAUCAAGCAACGGCAAAAAGAAGUAAAAAUGCACCUUUGGAAGUGUCAUCCAAAAAGCCAGUGUCUCAAUUUCGAGCAAUUUCGGCUCCAAAAAGAGAAGUGAGGGACCCAAGAUUCGACAAUCUUUGUGGAAAAUUUAAUGAAAAAGCGUUCAAGAAUGCAUACGCAUUUCUCGAUGAUCUUAAACAACAAGAUUUGGUGCAAUUGAAGGAAAAAUCAAAAACUGAAACAGAUCCAGAGCAAGUCAAAAAAAUUAAAUAUCUCAUUCAAAGGCUAGAAAAUCAAAUAAGAGAACAGAAAAGAAGAGAAAAUAAAGAAGAAAAAGUGCAUCAGGAAAAGCAUGAAAUCGCUGAAGCCAUUAAACAAGGAAAGAAACCUAAUUUCAAGAAAAAAUCUGAAAAGAAAGUGCUGGAUUUGGUUCAUCAAUUUGAAGAACUCAAAAAUACUGGACAAUUAAAAAAGCACAUUAAAAGGCUGCGCAAAAAGGAUCGAGCUAAAGACAGAGAUUUUAAAAAAGCUGUAAAUAAGGUUUAAGAUAAAACUAAGAGACAAUAGCUUGAGUAUUUUGAAUAGUAUUAAAGAAUAAAUGGUUACGCUGUGUGUAUAUUGUAAAACAAAUUUAUAAUUGUGUGAUUUUAUAAUUGGGUAAUAUUUUUUAAUAUUGUUAUCAAAUUUAGAUUAUUUGGAUUUACUAUAAGAUAUAUGAAAUAUAAGAAAAUAUAUUAUAAAAA